This is a messenger RNA of Linum tenue, 345 nucleotides long. The record is from the annotation of a GenBank genome assembly. Lineage: Eukaryota; Viridiplantae; Streptophyta; Magnoliopsida; Malpighiales; Linaceae.
AUGUCAGGGGUGUGGGUGUUCAAGAACAACGGAGUAAUACGUCUGGUGGAGAACCCCGGCGAAACGGCGGAAGGCGGCGGCCAGCAGAGCAGCAGCAGGAGGAAGGUGCUGGUGCACCUGCCGAGCGGGCAGGCCGUCACCUCCUACGCGUCGCUGGAGCGCAUCUUGUUCGGUUUGGGUUGGGAGAGGUACUACGGCGGCGACCCGGACCUCCUGCAGUUCCACAAGAGGUCUUCCAUCGACCUCAUCUCCCUGCCACGUGACUUCCACAGGUUCAACUCCGUCUACAUGUACGACAUCGUCGUCAAGAACCCUAACCUCUUCCACGUCCGCGACAUCCACUAA